This is a messenger RNA of Torulaspora delbrueckii, 3645 nucleotides long. It is a transcript of the gene ULS1, whose product is annotated as translocase ULS1. The record is from RefSeq and is a predicted model, not a curated record. The coding region runs from base 1 to 3645 and encodes 1214 amino acids. The transcript has a single exon. Gene Ontology annotation, molecular function: ATP-dependent chromatin remodeler activity; ATP binding. Lineage: Eukaryota; Fungi; Ascomycota; Saccharomycetes; Saccharomycetales; Saccharomycetaceae. Gene Ontology annotation, cellular component: cytoplasm.
AUGAAUGCUGUGAGCGUACCGACCAUCGAUCUUACGUUAGAUGAUUCAGAUGAUGGUUCUAAGGUCAGUGAUGGACCUAGUACAACAAGGUUACCGGGUCUCGGUCUCUCAAAGGUACGAAAGGAUAUGAGCUCGCCUUUGAAGCAGAGUACACAGGAGGAUUCACUGGCACCAAAGAGGAAAUACGAAGCCUUGGACGAUGACAAUACGACUGUGAAGAGGCCAAGCCCUGAGCAGGAAGUUAUCACGGUCUCAGAUGAUGAAAGAGGCAUGCAUAAUUUACGCGACGAGGACAAAGAGAUCUUCUUGAAGAACGCAUUCAGGUCUUUACAAAGUAAUAGUACCAUUUUACAACGGAAACUGACUAGGAGAGAGCAGGAAGUCGCCGAUGCUGAGAAGAAGUUGUUAUUACACAAGAGAACUUCGCCUGGAAAUGAGGGACAAAUGAGCAAGACUCAACAUAUUCUCGUGGAGGAAGCAGAGAUCAGUUUGAAACGAUUGAAAACAAAGAGAAAUCAUACAAAGCAAAAAUUGGAUGAAGUGAAGGGAAGAAUGUAUGAUUUUUCUGAAAGAUGGAACUCUUUUGUCGCAGAGAGAGAGGAGAAGAUCAAGCAAGAAGCUGGGAAGGCGCUAGUCAAGAAACGACAAGAACUACUUUCGCAGAAAGAAUUGAUUGCACAUAUGGCUAGGGAGGGCUCCUUAAGUGAAUACACCUACAAGAGUAUGGCUGAAGAACUAGAUCAAAAACUGAAUGAGUUGAACGCACAGGGAGAGACAACAGUCAAACACCCCUCCAGCAGUCCGGAACCACAAAAGCAUAUUGACCCAUUCACCAAAUCACUUGAUACAGCCAAAGAAUUGCUCGCUAAGAAUACUUCGAGAACGGAGAUGACAAAGAGAACUUUGUAUCAACAGCUCGACGUAAUAAGAAACUACAGAGAUCAUUUCCAAAGGGGUAGAGAAUGCAAUGUUUCAAUGAGAAACGCCAGUCGAGAUGCUGCCGAAAUUCUUUUCCAAAAUGGUGUGAAAAUGCCUUUGGUUUACGACACCUUACAGGACUAUGGUAUUCGCUUUCGUACUCAUGGGAUCACGUCUGUUGAUAGGAGGGCUCAAUAUUACAAGAGUUUGGAAGUCGCCAGAGAACUUGUCAGAAACUCUAAUAGGCAUUUUGCCAUCAAGGUGAGAAUAGCCGAUUCGCUAAAUGUUUUGCUUGAUUUAAGGCAGUCAAUCGAUGCUGGUUUCCCACCAAAACCCGCAUUCAAACUUGAAGUAGGUCGUUCUUGUGUCGAGUUGCAAGAGCAGGGGCUGAAGAUGGAAAAACUGUACGAAAACAUCAGGAAAUAUGGUAUUGUGACUAGUCGAUCGGAACUCGAUUUUUUACAAAAGUAUCAAAAAUCUGAAGAACCUUUGUCUAUCCCAGAUGAAGAACCUAUUAACUACCCAAUGAUAGAGCAGCAGCGAUCGCAGUUCACCGGUACAGAUGAUCUACAAAUCGCCAAUUUAUAUUCGGCUGAUGAUAAAGAGCAUAUUCGUGCUUUACUUGAAAACAUCAAGCAAGAUGAAGACGAGAUCGAGGGUGAAACAUUGACUCCAGAACAGCUUACUGUGAAUCUGUUGAGACAUCAGCGUGUUGGGCUUCAAUGGCUUCUAAAUGUGGAGAAGUCGAAGAAAAGAGGCGGGAUUCUUGCAGACGACAUGGGCCUUGGUAAGACCGUACAGGCCAUUGCACUGAUGUUAGCAAAUAGAUCUAAGGACGCGGCCUGUAAGACCAACUUAAUUGUGGCGCCUGUGUCUGUCUUACGUUCAUGGCAAGGUGAGAUUGAGACCAAGAUCAAACAAUCCGCGGGAUUCACUUGCUAUAUUUACGGUGGGGGAGGCGGUAAUAAGAUAAGCAGGUGGAGGGCUCUAUCUCACUAUGAUGCUAUUUUGGUGUCCUAUCAAACCUUAGCUAUUGAAUUUAAGAAACACUGGCCCGUCAAUUUGGGUGAAGCUGGUAAAGAUCUUCCUCCCAUUCCGCAGAUCAAGGCAUUAAAUUCGUUAAAGACAUUGAAUGAAUAUUGGUCUCCUUUUUUCUGCAAUGAAUCCGAUUUUUAUCGAGUCAUUCUUGAUGAAGGCCAAAAUAUUAAGAAUAAGAAUACCAAAGCUGCAAAGGCCUGCUGCACAAUCUCGUCCACUUACAGAUGGGUCCUCUCAGGUACUCCCAUACAAAAUAAUAUGAAUGAGCUGUAUUCCCUGAUAAGGUUUUUGAGAAUCCCGCCAUACCACCGAGAAGAGCGCUUCAAUGCUGAUAUUGGUAGGCCUUUGAACUACAAGUCAACUGACUACGACAGCGAGGACCGGAAAAGAACGAUGAAGAAGGUGAGAAUUUUAUUAAAGGCUAUAAUGUUGCGUCGAUCCAAGACGGAUAAGAUUGAUGGUGAGCCUAUUCUAGAGUUACCGGCCAAAGAAGUGGAAGUUGAAGAGGCUCAACUCGAAGGGCAAGAACUCGAAUUUUACUCCGAUCUCGAACAGAAAAACCAAAAAUUGGCUAAGCGGAUCCUGGAAAGAAAAGCUAAGGGGAAUUAUUCCAGCGUUUUAACCUUGUUACUUCGGUUAAGACAGGCCUGCUGUCAUCCGGAAUUGGUAAUUGCUGGUGAGAAGAAAGCCGAGGGAACAAGAGUGGCUAACGGUAAAAGUUUUGAAGAUGACUGGUUAAGAUUGUACCGUCGAAUCCGAAUGAUGACAAACGAGCAGCAUGAAACUGUUUCAAAAUCAAUGGACAUGAUGAUCUGUUUUUGGUGCAUGGAACAAUUAGAGCCCGAAUCAACUUGUGUCCUGAGCGGUUGUGGACAUCUUUUAUGUGAUGCGUGUGUGGAGCCAUUUACGGACGAAGCAUCCGGUGCUUCAAAUGCAUUAACUACUGAGAAGGGCAUCCUGCGUUUACCGUGUAAGAAGUGCCAAAACAGGACAAUGGAAACGGAGAUUGUCUCGUACAAAUUGUAUGAUCAAGUGGUUAAUCAAUCAUUUACCGAGCAAAUGUUGUAUGCUGAGUUUAAGAGCGAAAUGGAACGUCAAAAGAUGAGGGCCGGUAAAUCGUAUGUGCCGGAUCUCAACAAAUUGGAACCAUCAACCAAGAUGCGCCAAUGUAUGGACGUCAUAAAGAAAGUGCUGGACAAAUCAGAUACAGAAAAGAUUCUUGUUUUUUCACAGUUUACCACUUUUUUUGACUUAUUUCAACAUUUUCUGGCUAGAGACCUUGACGUGCCAUUUUUGAAAUACACCGGUGUAAUGAAUGCUCAACACAGGUCCGAAGUCAUCAACCGUUUUUACAGUGAAAAAGACAAGAGAGUUCUCUUGAUCUCUAUGAAGGCUGGUAACUCUGGUUUGACAUUAACCUGUGCGAACCACGUUGUGAUUGUCGAUCCAUUUUGGAACCCUUACGUCGAGGAACAAGCGCAAGAUCGUUGCCAUAGAAUCAGUCAAACAAAGGAAGUUCAUGUGCACAAACUGUUCAUCAAAAACAGUGUCGAGGACAGAAUUGCUGAAUUACAAAAGAGAAAGAAAGAAUUGGUUGAUGCUGCUAUGGACGCAAGUCAUAAGGAAUCCAUUAACAGAUUGGGUGCUCGAGAAAUAGGCUUUCUGUUCGGUUUGAACACACUACAAUGA